This is a messenger RNA of Cuscuta epithymum, 3081 nucleotides long. NCBI's taxonomy places the organism in Eukaryota, Viridiplantae, Streptophyta, Magnoliopsida, Solanales, Convolvulaceae. The record is from the annotation of a GenBank genome assembly.
CAUUCUCUCCAUCUUUAUUAUCAUUCUAGUUUAUAUUUCAACAUGGUAUCAGAGCCUUCCAUUUCAUGUAGUUUUUCCUUUGAGAUUUCAGUUUAGUUUGUCAUUAUCUCUAUCUCAAUUUAGUUUUCAAACUGUGUUCUUUAUUCAAGAAAUUGAUUUCAGUCCACAGUCUUCAAGAACCUCUGAUCUCAGACUUUUCCCAGAACCUUUUUCCAGAACUUCUUCCCAGAACAUCUUUCCAGAACCUCCCAUCUCAGAAGCCGGCAAGCCUUUUCACACUCUGGUUCACCCCCCUCAUCCUCCGGUUCGGCUGCCGCCGUCGACCAACCACCCGGAGUCCGCACGCCCAAAUCACCUUGCGUGAGUUACACGCGCCGUCGGAAGCUCCCACAGCCAACACACGCGCCGGCGCGUGACGCCGUGUUUCUGGCUGGAGAUUCUAACGGCGAGCAUAGUCAGAUUCGCCGGAGUGUCCUGUAGCAAUAUCCAGGUAUAGAUAGAAGGAGGGCUGGGUCUUGGCUGGCAUCGGAAAUCUGCGUUAUCUGCGGACAUACGCACGCUCAUAUCUGCGGACAUACGCACUGUUUUCGUCUGGUUGUUAUUCAGUGGGGAUUUGCAUAGGAAUUCUGUCUGGAGUAGCAGUCAACGGCCCAAGCAAAUUGGAUAUUCUAUUCUCCAAAGUUUAGUCCACAAAUGGGAAAGGCUUAUGUAAGUUUUCCACCUUUAUCUCAAUUUUGAAUUCAAAAAAAAAAGGCAAAAAAAAAAAAGGUGAUAAAAAAAAAAUGUUCUGUCCUCGUGAAUUUGGAAAACAGUUAAUAUGCAACUACUGUAAGAAAUCUGGGCACUUGAUCAAAGAAUGUAGAAAAUUGACAUUCAAAAAUCAAGGAAAUUCGACUGCUCAUGUUGCUUCCGCUACCAGCUCAUCUGAUGGAUCCAUUGCUAUUUCUUCAGGCGAGUAUGCUAAAUUUAUUUGCUACCAAGAAUCUCUAAAGCAUUCCUCUAUCCCUAUCUCGGUAGUCGCAAAUUCAGGUAUUUCAAACACAUGUCUUGUUUCAUCAUCCUCGAAAUGGGUCAUUGACUCAGGUGCCACAGAUCAUAUGACUGGUAAUCCUAGUCUAUUCUCAUCAUUUCACUCGCAUUUACCUACUUCCAGUGUCACUUUAGCUGACGGGUCUACCUCACCCGUUCUUGGAUCCGGUACUGUUGUACCAACUUCUACAUUACCAUUAUCGUUUGUUUUGAGUCUUCCUAAUUUUUCGUUUAAUCUGCUUUCCAUCAGUAAAAUCACACGUACCCUUAAUUGUUCUGUAACAUUUUUUCCGGGAUAUUGUGUGUUUCAGGAUCUGUUAACGAAGCAGACUAUUGGUAAAGGACAUGAGUCGGCUGGUCUUUAUAUUUUGGAUACAUCAAUCACAAAAGGUAUCUCUUGUCUUGGGGUUGGAAAUCUAUUAGAAGCUCAUUACUGAUUAGGACAUCCAUCUCUCCCACUAAUGAAGCAAAUACAUCCUCAGUUUAAUAAGGUGUCAUCUAUACAAUGUGAGUCGUGUGAGUUUGCAAAACAUCAUCGCACUAGUUUAAGUCCCCGACUUAAUAAACGAGCAAAUGCUCCGUUUGAUCUUGUCCAUACCGAUGUUUGGGGGGCAUGUCCAGUCAUGUCCAAAUCUAAAUCUGGUUUCAAAUAUUUUGUUACUUUUGUUGACGAUUAUUCUCGUAUGACAUGGUUGUACUUCAUGAAGCGUCGAUCCGAGUGGGAAAGUUUGUCGACUUCGCAAAUCUCUUUAUGGUUUGAAACAGAGUCCUCGUGCAUGGUUUGGGAAAUUCAGUCAAUCUAUUGAACAAUUUGGAAUGAUAAAAGGUCAAUCAGAUCACUCUGUCUUUUACAAAAGAACGAAAGCAGGUAUCACAUUGCUUGUGGUGUAUGUCGAUGAUAUUGUGAUUACAGGAAGUGAUACUGCAGGUAUUUUGGCCCUUAAGAAUUUUCUUCAUAGCCAAUUCCAAACAAAAGACCUAGGCUCGUUGAAAUACUUUCUGGGUAUUGAGGUAACACGGAGUAAGAAAGGUAUAUUUCUAUCUCAGCGUAAAUAUGUACUUGAUUUACUAGCUGAAACAGGAAAAAUGGGAGCAAAGCCAAGCACGACUCCCAUGGUUCCCAAUGUGCAACUCACCCAAGAAGGCAUACCAUUCGAAGACCCAGAAAGGUACAGAAGAUUGGUUGGAAAGCUUAAUUAUCUUGCAGUCACCCGUCCAGACAUUGCUUACUCUGUGAGCGUUGUGAGUCAAUAUAUGUCAUCUCCGACCAUUGAUCAUUGGGCUGCUGUAGAACAUAUAUUAUGUUACUUGAAAGGAGCACCAGGACGCGGGAUUGUCUAUCAAAAUCAUGAUCACUUGAGAAUAGAAUGUUUUGCAGAUGCUGACUGGGCCGGAUCUAAAGAUGAUCGAAGAUCUACCUCGGGCUAUUGUGUCUUUGUUGGAGGGAACCUAGUAUCCUGGAAGAGUAAGAAACAGAGUGUGGUUUCUCGUUCGAGUGCUGAAUCAGAAUAUCGAGCUAUGGCGCAAUCUGCUUGUGAGAUCAUGUGGAUAGACCAUUUAUUAAGUGAAAUCGGAUUGAAGACACCAAUGCCUGCUAAAUUGUGGUGUGAUAAUCAAGCUGCCAUACACAUUGCCAACAACCCAGUAUUUCAUGAGAGAACAAAGCAUAUUGAGGUUGAUUGUCAUUUUAUUCGAGAGAAGAUACAGAAAGGAUUGAUCUCUACGGGAUAUGUGAAGACUGGAGAACAACUUGGAGAUUUGUUCACUAAAGCACUAAAUGGGAUCCGAGUUGGUUACUUAUGUAACAAGUUGGGCAUGAUAAAUAUCUAUGCUCCAACUUGAGGGGGAGUGUGAAAGAUAUAGAAUAUACUUUAGAAUAUUAGAAUAUACUUCAGAAUAUUCUAGGAAUAUACUUUAGGAUAUAUUAUUGUAUAGAAUCUUAUAUAGGAAUAUUCUAUUUGUAAUGUAUAUUUAUAGGGACUUUCACAACUAAUGAAAUACACAGAAAAUCCUUCUCUCCAUCUUUAUUAUCAUUCUAGUUUAUAUUUCAAC